Messenger RNA from Liolophura sinensis, 4479 nucleotides. Its product is annotated as protein toll-like. Lineage: Eukaryota; Metazoa; Mollusca; Polyplacophora; Chitonida; Chitonidae. The record is from RefSeq and is a predicted model, not a curated record. The transcript has 2 exons. Gene Ontology annotation, biological process: signal transduction. Gene Ontology annotation, cellular component: plasma membrane. Bases 839 to 4231 code for a protein of 1130 amino acids. Gene Ontology annotation, molecular function: signaling receptor activity; protein binding.
UACAUGGUGGAGUCUAUUUGUAGCUUUAGUAGUCACCUAGUUUCACAUUCAGACAGCCGCAAACCUCUAAUUUGUAUUGUGGAACAGACACAGUACAACGGUUCGCCGAUCAAACGUGUUGGCGGAAAGUGUGGUCUUCCGUUACCAAUCGGCCAACAUCCGGCUAAGCGGCGUUGUAGUACCGCGCGCUGAACGUACAUAUCCGCGAGACUGCGUGUGAUACCUCAUAAUGCAGUGUACAGUGUAACAUAUUAGAGGGAAGGACAGGUAUAUAUCUGAUGUCGACAGCAUGGCCAAACCUCUCGGAACAUGACAGGCAAGGACGGUAAUAAACUUCCGAAACUUCCUGUUUACCAACUCGUUUAGCUCCAACGACGAGAUUAUUGCCGACAAAGAUGAAUGAAACAUGGCGUAAACCUGGCAGUCGGGAUAGAUGAUGUAUACUUACAUGGCUUCAGCAUCUAGUGACGCCACGAGCAACGUGCAAGACUGAACACCAAGUAUGGUGGAAUUCGUUUCUGCGCAUGCGUUGAACUUUUGAGAUGCCCGUCAGCAGUAAUAAUUCUACGUCUAGCAUGUUGACAUUUGUUGACAGUCCCUAAGGGUGGACUUCUGUGACUCCUGUCAACAGUGAGAAUUCUAUAUCUAACAUGUUGACAUUCGUUGACAGUCGCUAAGUGUGGACUGCUUUGACUCCUGCAGCAGUGAGAAUUCUAUAUGUAGCAUGUUGACAAUCCCUAAGUGUGAGUGUUGCAAUGCCAUGUUUUUUUCAUGUGGUAAGUGAACAUUCCGUUUACAUAUCAUUGAAAUAGUGUCAUUAUAUUACAUCCGGAGUAGAAUGUUGCGUUGUGUAAUACGAUUAUACGUGACAUGUGGACUUUUGUGGACACAGUCUAUGUACUCAGCAUAUGCAAAAGGGUGCAGCGUGAAAACACACACAAUCAUUGGCCCAUCAAGCAUAGACAACUACGAGAUACACGGCUUGGCUAUAGACACUAUGUUUGUGAGGUAUGUUGUGACGGGUCAGGGUGAGAUCACAGGUAAUAAGGCCUGUCUUCUGGACACCUCCGAAUUUUACCGUGACGAGUUAACAGCACGCUUACGACAGAAGACCUACGUGAUAGUGUUCUUAGAAUGUUCCACACGUUUAACACUUGAUUUAAGCAGUCCAAAAACGGCGUCACCCAGCCUAAUUAUCUUUGGCCGCUUAAGCGUAGGCAAUUGUAUUAUCGGGUCCCACCUAGCUGAAUCGCUCAUGUCUAUGUUUUCACUAUACGGACUCUUCCUGCUGGAUUCCAGUCUGUACAUCAGCCAUUACCCAUCAGACAGCAGCGAGGUGAGCCUACUAGGCACGAUAGGGGAGCUCACACUGAGGCAAGAAAACAGCAGUUUGACGUUGAACGAUUUGCCGAUGGCGGCGGUAAGAUACGACUCGGUCGUGAAGCUCGGUCUCGUUGGUUUGAACUCUUUGGUCACCCUCCCUGACGGAAUCGAAAAGAAGUUCCCAAGGCUGCAGGUUUUGUCCUUGUUCAAUAACAGCCUUGUUCGCCUGCCACAUAUUGGAUGGUCAAACGUUACAGUUGACCUACCACAUAAUAUACACCGAACCGACAAUAUGAAAGCAAGUGAGGAAUAUAUCUGGCAACUUGAUACACCUUUAAACGGUAUUCCCAGGGUACUUGAUUUAACCAGUAACAAGUUAGAGACUCUGGAAACAGAUUGGUUUUCACACGAACUUGAUAUGUUAAAUCUUGGGGAAAAUCGCAUUAGUCAAAUACCUGUUGGAAUCUUCGGAAGUCUUCACAACCUGCAGUCGUUGGAUUUGCAUGGAAAUCAUAUUGAAGGACUAAAUUCUUCCACAUUUGCCGGCUUAUCCUCCCUAAAGUACCUGUAUCUGUAUGAUAAUUCCAUAGCUUUCAUAGAGGAAGAGGCUUUUCAGGGGUUGGUCUCUCUCCGUAUACUUGACGUCAGCAGGAAUAAGCUAAGCGCAAAACAAUCUUCUUAUCUGACAGGUCUGAUAAACCUUCGGAUGCUGAUUUUAAGCGAAAACAGCAUCACCACUUUCGUCGAAGAUUUUUUCUUGAGCGUUCCUUUACUGAGUAUUGUAAACUUAAGCAGUAAUCCUUUGAUGGAAUUCCCCCCUAGUUCCCUGGCAUUAACUCAUUUGCGAGAAAUAGACCUGGGUUACACUGGACUUGGAUUCGACGCAUUUAUCAAUGCGUUAGGAAGUGUCUCUGCAUCUGGUCUUACCAACCGCGUGGUGAACGGCAUUAUCAUAUCAAUUGUUCUUCGAGGGAAUACCAUAAUGUCAGCUUACAACCUCACCCUGGAAAACAUAUGGCAGUUACCCAAAUCACUCGGCAUGAAGUUUCUACUGGGCUUAAAUUCAUCUUGUAUUGAUGUUGAGGAGAACCCUCUUAUCUGUGAUUGUCGCGUGGCAAGCCUCGUCUCCUUCUUGAAGCUGACAGAGAACACAUUGGCCAGUCCAGACUCUGGUGUGUAUACAUACAGCUGGAAUGUCUGCUGGAAAGGUUGGAUUUGCGCGACUCCGGCGGAAUUUUCUGGAAGAGAUAUGUUUGAUUUAGACCCCUCUCGUCUCUACUGUCCCUCCGAGGAAGGUGGAUGUCCAGGGACCUGUGACUGUUACGAUCGCUAUGACAAUGCCGGUAAGGUGGUCAUUUGCGAGAACAAGGACCUUACACAGCUUCCCAAGAAACAACCUCGUGGGCUGCUGGACCUGAGAUUGGCGGGAAACAAACUAAGUACAAUUGAGAAUAGAGAAUACCUGGGCAGAGUAGAGAGACUUGAUUUGUCGAACAAUUCUUUGGCGGUUCUUCCAAGAGAUGCCCUGGCACGACUGACCAAUCUGACACAUCUUCACAUCACCUCCAACCGCCUCAUCGAGUUUCCAGAGCCACUGACAACUCUAAAACUGAAUGAAAUCACAAUGGGCAAUAACCCGUUCCGUUGCACUUGUGAAAAUAUCUGGUUCAAAAGGUGGCUGAUUGAAAAUAAGAAUAAGGUUCUGGAUUGGGACACAAUUUCCUGUAGCGUGGGUAACAAAGUCGUACGUGUUUUGGAUGUGACAGAAGAUCUUCUUAGGUGUUCAUUUGUGACUAACAUCGCUAUAGCAGUCAGCCUCGGUCUGGUUCUCCUCUGCCUUGUUCUGGCGGUGGUUGCUAUGGUGCAUUUCCGCCAUGAAAUAAAGGUACUGUGGUUUAUUUACCAGGCAAACAAUAACAAUGACGCGGAAAUGGUUGACAAAGAUUACAAUACUUUCAUUGUUUUCGCCCGAAAUGACCGCGAAUGGACAGAAGAAAACGUUAUCAGCACAUUGUACGUUUAUUUUCCAAAUUGUUCCUUGUGUACACGAUUUGAUGACUUCAUUCCCGGGCAGAGCAUGAAGGAGAAUUUAUAUCGUACGCUACGGUCUUCAGCAAGCGUAACCAUUGUUUUGUCCAAUGCCUUCCUGAACGAUGAAUGGUGUCGAUUUACUUUAAGAGAGGCACUCGCUAUGGUCGUGGACAAGAAACUCAACUUCGUGAACAUUAUCAAUCUUGACGGAUUCAAAGCGGACGUAUACGAAGAGGUCUUGUUAAAUAAAUACAUUCGGCUGAAACGAUAUCUCAAUCCCAAGUCUAGACUGUUUCCUCAGAGGCUAGUGUACGCAGUGUUUGGCAAAAAACAAGUUUACCCAGAGCGUUUCGAUCUGAUGGAAUUCGAUCCUAAUUCAACAAACCCUGAUUUACCGCCGGACGACCACAUGUUCGAGACUAGGGAUUUGAACAUCCGGGACAACUCAGUGGUCACGCGGCGGUUUCAGUACGACGUUGGACUGCUGUACGGGGAUGCCGAGAGGCAGUGGGUCGUUCAGGUGUUGCUGCAUACCUUAGAAAGGGAGGGGAUUACAGUGUGUCUCCCGGACAGAGACCCUCUGUAUGCUCCCGGGGCUGCUGAUUCUGACAACGUCAUCGCUCUUAUCAGUAACUGUCGCUCUGUCAUUCUAGUGGUGUCCACAGAGUUCCUCAGAACACAACGCUGUAGAUUUUGUUUUCGAGCAGCCACAGGGAAACUGACAGGCAGAAAGGGUGAACAGCGUUUUUUGCUGUUACUAACAGAUGACAUGGACAUUUGUGAGGUGAAGGAAGUGAACAGUUAUAUGCGAACACAUGUGUGCCUUGGGAAAAAUGAAGCUAAUUUUACACAAAGACUAAUGAGAGCAUUGUAUUAGCCGGUUUAAACAGUUCGUGGUUAGAAAAAGUGACGCACAUCGCGCACAAUGAAUUUACCAAUAAAUGAAAACAAAAACGCCUGCAAACGCAUAAAUGAAUAUAAUAUAAUGUUUUGAGCUAUGAUGCCCGACUUCCUCAAUUCAUUGGGAAUAAAAAUAUAAUGUAUAGAAAAGAGGAUAGUAAGCCUGAAUAAAACUACCCUAAAAAAUAUCUAAAUAUGACUAAAAAAUUUUGAAGAUUUUGGUAC